AUGGAGCCGGGAGGGUCAGAGAAUGCGGCUGGGCUCUGGAUCUCCAAGACGGGCGGGGGCCCAGAAUAGACCCCCAGGUCUUUUCUGCUGCAAUCUGGCUCUGCCCUCCAGCCUACCCUUUACUCCCAGAGAAAGAGACCAAGGGAGACCCCGCCCAGUUGCCCCGAAACGAGAGUGCAACACAGCAACACGCGGAGUUUGGCUGGUUAAUGCAGGAAAGGGGCGGGGGCCGGGGAGAAGGAUGGAGCAGCUGUCAGCAUGGCACCUCCUCAUCUUCAGGACGCCUGCGUUUCCGCCAGGCUCCGGCCUGUGCCCUCACCCCUUGGAACGGCGGUGGCCUGUCCAUUCUCUCCGCAUUCGUCUCCAUCAUUCAGCCACCACCCUACCCCUUCUCUAUUCAUUUUUACUGCUCCCCUGUCCUACCACCCGUGUGCCCUGGUCCAUCCACCCACAGGCAAAGCCCCCCUCACCAGGGUCCUCCUGGAACCGUUCCUGGCUUUAGGCUUGUCGGAGACUCUCCGGUCCCGCCCGGCGGGCCACCGAGCGGAGGGGAGGGGAGGGGCGCUAGGACAACACUCUCCGCGCUGCGCAGCCGCACCCCUCCACGCAUGGGCGUGGCGUAGCUCAGACCCGCCCCCCAGCGCCUGA
Messenger RNA from Propithecus coquereli (Coquerel's sifaka), 648 nucleotides. It is a transcript of the gene RUSC1-AS1, whose product is annotated as RUSC1 antisense RNA 1. The record is from RefSeq and is a predicted model, not a curated record. Lineage: Eukaryota; Metazoa; Chordata; Mammalia; Primates; Indriidae.